Podospora anserina S mat+ is the source of this 1047-nucleotide messenger RNA. RefSeq lists its product as uncharacterized. The record is from RefSeq and is a predicted model, not a curated record. The coding region runs from base 1 to 1047 and encodes 348 amino acids. Lineage: Eukaryota; Fungi; Ascomycota; Sordariomycetes; Sordariales; Podosporaceae. The transcript has a single exon.
AUGCAGAGAAAAGGUGUCAGAGCCUUCUCGGGCCACAGCUACGGCCACACAGGUCACCAUCAUGGCGGCGGCGGCAACCACUACUCCCGUCUCAAACCAGUCGAGCUCGACCCCCUCUCAGAAUACGGCCUCCCCUCUAAAGGCGAAAAGAGACUACUCUCUCCCAAAGUCCAAGAGUCCUACUACUCCAAAAUAGCAGAACGCUACCUCGCCUUCUGCACCGAAGCCGGCGACAAAGACAACCUCCAAAAACAAUUCGCCCGCCUCGCCGUCGCGGACACCACCCCCUCUUCCUCCGCCAGCUCCCCAGUCAUCUCCGUUCCCCCAUCCCCCUUAACCUCCGCCCCUCCCACCGCAUUACCGCUCCCAACCCCCACCUCCCUGCCCACCGGCAGCUUCCCCGACAUCACCUUCAUCGCCACCGACAACAGCAAAGAACAAGACCAAUCCGGCUCCCUCCCCUCCAUCCUCUCCGCCCUCCGCAAGCUCCGCGAGGCCCUCGUCGCCACCCAGCGCCGAGACCCCUUCACAAUCCAAGUCUAUCUCUUCGCCAUCCGCCUCGGCAUCCUCGCCAAGUCCUUCGAGUCGUACUACCCGGCUCUGCUCUACCUCCUCCGCUCUGUCCACCCCUUCUCCAACCUCACCUCUGUCGAGCUGGCCGAGUGCGUGUCCUAUCUCGUUCUCGACACCGCCUGCAGAAGGCAAGACCUCGCCGGGGCGUUUAAGCUGCGGAAGGAGUACAAGUUGAAGGACAAAAAGGUGGACGCGGUGCUCAAGGCGCUGGUGGGGGACAACUAUGUGCUUUGGAGGAGGGUCAAGAGGGGGGUGGAUGGGUACCGGGUGAAGCUGAUGGAGUUUGCCGACGGGGAUGUCAAGAGGCGGACGUUGAUGGCGAUGGGGAGGGCGUAUUUGAGCUUGCCGAGGGAGUUUUUGGAGGGCCAGAUGGAGGAGAGCUGGGAGGGGCUGAGGAGCAAGUAUGGGGUUGGGUGGGAGCUCGGCGGGGAGAAGGGGGAGAAGGUGGUUAUACGGAAGGUUGGGAGGGGAUGA